CUACGUCUAUGGUUUCUGCUUAAUAAUUGAUGACGACGACCUCAAAGGGUGCGUUUCUUUACAUAUAUCCUGCGAUCGUUUUAAAAGCUCUAACACAAGUACGACAUAAUUAUUUUCGCAAAAUGUCUGAGAGGAUGAGGUUGUUCCAUUUUGCAAAGCUAAGCAUGACGGUCGUUUGUAUGUGGAGGCUGGAUCGACCGCCUCUUUCCAAAUUUGCUAAUUUAAUGUACCAAUUGUAUUCUGUUGUUCUGCGUGCAAUUUUGUGUUCGGUACCGGCUUUGAUGGCUGUCAAUUUUCCCAGUCUUUUGAACAGCGAUCCAAAUUCAGCUAUCGAAGGAGCAUCCAAAAUGCUCUACUGCAUGAUUUUAGUUGUGAAGGCGUAUUCUUAUCAGUCAAAUAAAUGUAGAGAUUUAUUAGCAAAAGCGACAGAAGAAGAGUCGAGUUUGUAUGAUAUAGACGACGACGACGUCACUAGAAUUUACAAGGAACACGUCAGAUUUUGUCACAUGUUGAGCAAACUAUUCUACAUCUCCAGUAUACUUUCUUCCUCGACUCUGUGUGCCAUUGCGAUUGUCAAUAGCUACAAAUUUUCGAAAAUCGUCGACGGAGUCGGAGAAAAGCCCACCCCUCUGUUGUUCUGGUACCCGUUCGACAAAAACCGGUACCACAUUUGGGUGAUGGUUCAUCAAUUCAUAUCUAUCCUCGUGGCCAGCUGCUACGUUUUGCCCAACAACGUUUACUACAACUCAGUAAUGAUUUACGUGAGGAGUCGCCUGCGAAUACUCCAGCACUAUUUCAGAAACUAUCCUCAAUACGCACUCAGUGGCAGGCUGACAACUUUGCAAAUGUUGAAUGUGCUGUGUGUGAAACACCAGGACUUAAUUAAUUACAUAAAUGACGUUAAUUGCUCCGUCAGAGAUGCAGUAUUUUUUGAAUACAAUGUCAUUUCAGUAAUACUGGCUACAAUUUUAUACCAAGUCGUCCAAGGCCAAGACACAUUGUUCAACAGCAUCUUCGCAUUUGUCGUAUGCAUUCAGUUGAUGAUCCUAGCGUGGACUUCUGAUGAAAUCGCGUUACAGAGCUCCAGUUUGGGAGCGGCGCUUUACGAAAGCAAAUGGUUCGAUCAAAGCCAAGAGUCGAAAGUUCUGAUCGGAAUCAUGAUGAUGGGUUGUCGCAAGCCGCUCAGUAUUAGCAUAGGACCGUUCGGACCGAUGACUAUGUUGUCGGCUAUGUCGGUAUGUAAAAAGCGAAAUAAAUGUGCCCCAAUGGUGUUUCUAUCCUAAAACAUGUUAAACGCCACUAUUUCAGAAUUAUUCAACACUAUUUUAAACUGUAUUUCCGAGUGAUCGAUUGUUAUAAUACGUGAUGACAGUGACAGUUUAAGAUGGCGGUUGGAUAGAACCAUUUAUUUGGAUAAUACGAUAUUUAUUCUACAAAAUAAAAACAAAUAACAACCUUAGCCAAGUUACUUUUUUUCACAAUAGAAAAACUUAAACAUUUUUGUUAAUAUGCAUGUUUCCAUUUUAGCGACUAAAACUGGCGUACUCCUAUAUGUCAGUGAUGACGUCCUAAUCUGACUGCAAAAAUUCGGCUGCUUUUGUAAUAUCACAAGAUUAUUGAAUCAAAUCCACCUUUAAAUCAAAACGCCUUUUCUUCUUAGUUUAUAGGACUGACUAAAUUUUUGGUAUUUGUCUACUCUUUUUAAUAAGUCAUUUUAAGUUUUCGCAUUUUUUACUAAAAUCGAAUGUUACCUUCAUUAAGAAGUUAACCAAAAUUAUUAAAUUAUUUUUUGGUUGUGUUACAUUUCUCAAAUGUGCCUUGAAAUAGAAAACAUUGUCAAUAACGCUACCUUAGAGUAAAUAAAUUUUGUCUUGUUGAAACCUUACAUUUAAUUUUAAUCACUUCUUUCUCUCUUUCUUUGACUUCACAACUCUGGGUGAAUUUUGCAGAGUUUACUACAUGCAUUUUCCUUUUUCCAUGGCCUUUCCAAUGUUAUCACUCCCCACCAUUACUCACUCACCACACUAGAUUUGUCAAUCUGUUGCCUGGUAUUUUUCUGACUACUGUAAUUUUCUGACCUUUCCUACGCUCAUUAUAUCACCAUCUGUAGACACCUCUCGUUAGUUUAUAUUCGGUAUUGUCCUGUUGCUUCUUGCUUGGUUGAGCCGAAUAUUUUACUCCGCACCUUCCUUUCAAAUAUCUUUAGUCGUUCUUAGUGUAGUUUUUGUGGUUGCAGUUCCUUUGAUAACGUCAUUAAACCUUGAACACCAAAGGGGCAUGUGCUUGUUUUUAGCUUGGACCCUUGUAUUUAUUUGUUUCGGGAUAUCAUUGUCUUCCUAAAUACUUGCGUCAGGUAUUUGAAUUGUUUUACCCGUUCAAAGUUGUAAUUAUUAAUAGAGAAGUUUUGUACUAUCCUAUCUUUGUCGUGGCCAUUCUUAUUGAGAUACAUAUAUUUGGCAAAACAAAUCUAUUAAGGAUAUAUUAGAUCCUUUUUAAGUCAACUUUUUUGUUUGAUAUCAGGUAAUAGAGUUUCUAGGUAUAUUUUAUAAUUAAAAAACCACCAUUGGAGAGUAAACAUAUCAAUAAGUAGACGGUGCAAUAUCGUUUUUUUUUAGUAAACAUAUAUUCCAUUUUAGGGAAAAUAAAAAAACUAAAAUAUCUUUUUUAAAAUCAAUGAAGUGAUAAAUAAGUGUAGAGUUAUUUUGACUUUAAAUGAUAUCUUUGAAAAAUCCAUAUUAGUCUCAAUGAAACGUUGGGUUCCAUCGCUUUUUGACCUAACCUUAUAUACCAUGUAUAAAAUUGAAUAAAAAUUUUAAGGCUAUGACAUGUUAUUUAGAUGGUAAUGGUAUAUUUCUUUAAAAUUUAUCCAAACAAAAACAAGUUACACAUGGCGAAAAUCACAAUAAAAUAGCAUAUAACAAAGAAAAUUUUAUGUUUUAAAAUCUUCUUCACUCGUUAUCUAUGAUUUAGUUUGAGAAAUAAAUGGGUAACAUUACAUCCAUUCGUCCGACGGUGUCCAACCAUGUCACCAUUUUAAGUGGUGUUUUUUUUUCGAUGUAUAGAACUUUAAGUUGCAAUAAAACAACGAUGGAUUAUUCGAUUGGCAUGAAUUUUAUUUAUCCGAAAGAUAAUCUUGUGGCAUUACAUUUUAAAUAUGAUUUCUGACAUAUGACCGCCACGGCUGGCGCGGAUUUAGUCCAAUCUGGACGUCCAAUUUUCGAUGACUUUUUCCAACAUGUGUGGUCGUAUAUCGGCAAUAACAUCGGAAUGUUGUCUUCCAAAUGGUCAAGCGUUUGUGGCUUAUCCGCAUAGACCAAUUACUUUACAUAGCCCCACAGAAAGUAGUCUAGCGGUGUUAAAUCACAAGAUCUUGGAGGCCAAUUCACGGGUCCAAAACGUGAAAUUAGGCGGUCACCAAACGUGUCUUUCAAUAAAUCGAUUGUGGCACGAGCUGUGUGACAUGUUGCGCCGUCUUGUUGAAACCACAUCUCCUGGACAUCAUUGUUAUUCAAUUCAGGAAUGAAAGAGUCAGUAAUCAUAGCUCUAUACCGAUCACCAUUGACUGUAACGUUCUGGCCAUCAUCGUUUUUGAAGAAGUACGGACCAAUGAUUCCAUCAGCCCCACAAAGCACACCAAACCGUCAGUUUUUCUGGAUGUAACGGUGUUUCGACAUACACUUGAGGAUUAGCUUCGCUCCAAAUGCGGCAGUUUUGUUUGUUAACGUAGCCAUUCAAUCAGAAGUGCGCUUCAUCGCUAAACAAAAUUCUCUUAUGAAAAUCGGGAACCAUUCGACGAAUGUACGCCUUACUUGAUGAUCGUUUGGCUUCAAUUCUUGCACGAGUUGGAUUUUGUAAGCAUGUAAACCAAGAUCCUUCCGCAAAAUCUUCCAUAAAGUGGAUGGACACAGAUCCAAUUCUUGUGCUCGAUGGCGGAUGCACUCAUUCGGGUCUUUCUCAAUGCUACGCUCUACAGCAGUCAUAGAUUCUUGUGUACGCACCGUACGGCGUCUCUGAGGAUGCGAGUUAUCAAUAAGAGUAAACGUGGUGCGAAAACGUUCCAUGGUUAAUCGAAUUAACUGCUCUGAUGGACGAUUUUGUCGACGAUAAAAUGGACGUAGUGCGCGAUACGUAUUCCGCACAGAACCGUUAUUUUCGAAAUAAAAUUGCACUAUUUGCAUGCGUUGUUCAGGCGUGAGUCUAUUCAUGAUGAAUUGCCAAACCAAACUGAGAAUAAAUCACUUGACAGCUGUUAAAUCGAUCGCCAUCUUGAACAGUAAUGCCAACUUAAAGUUCUAUACAUCGAAAAAACACCCAUUAUAUGGUCCACACUUUCUGUAACCAGGAAAUUAUUAAUUUUAUAUCUUUAUAUUAAUAAAAAACCUUAUGAGCCGACCCCACAAGCAUUAACUUAAUUGGCAAUUAGUAAAUUAUAGACAAAAUUUCCAUUACAAUAAUUAACUUUUACCUGGGGCUCUAAAAAAUGCAAAUUUGUUAAUAUUCAUAUACAGUGUGUAUCAGCAUUGGCUUUAGAUGCUGUGUCAAAAAUUGUACGUAACUUUUGAACAACAUGGAGGAAAGAAAAUAUCUUCUUAUUAUAACAUUGUGCUAAUAGAAGAAAUAGUUUUGGUUAGUUUAUAUAGAAAAGUUUUAAAUACAAAUGUUGUUUGCUUGAAUGUCAUGAAAAAUAUUUACCAUUACAUUACAUUAUACAGAAGUUGGGAGACUAUGACUUGUUAAAAGUAAGGAGGUAAAAAAAUGUUUUUUUUUUCAUUUUAUUUAUCAAUUUAUUUAUUUAUUAAUUUGUGGCACAGGCCAUUUGUAAAUAUACCACGGACUAGGUUAAAAUACAGAAAUCUUAAAUGUAAUAUUUAUAACAAAACAUUGAUUAUUUAUUUCACUUAAGAAACUUCCAUCCACACUUUUUUUCGCGCACUUUAGUAAAUGCACAGAUAAAAGUAAACACAUUAUAGCAUAAUAACAGAACGUUUCAUUUGAAAAGAUUUCGCAGCAUUGGAUGUAGUGCAAAUUUUGAAGAUAAACCGAUGCAAAAAUAAAACUGUUUUCCCAAAGCAAAAUUAUUUUCCAAACGAAUCACGUUAUAGGUUCAACAAAGUGAGCAGCUUUUAUCUCAUUUAACCGAAUUAACAACUCUUACCGUUUUCGAGAUAAUGCCGAUUUCAUGAUCUGGUCGGAUAUUGGAUGCUGUUUCUAUACACAUUUUCAAAAAAAUCAUGAAAAGUCGCUGCUAUAGUGCUAACAGUAUUUGACUGUAAUCUGGACAUCUCUUCUAAACUGUCUUAAUAGAUAAUUCAUAAUAGGUAUUCUAUUGUCUCACGCGUUCAACCCCCGAUAACCACAAGCCAAGAGUUGCAAAUCUGUAAUUUCUGUGUAACACAUGUGUGGUUUACAAACUACAGGGCACCGUACGUUGAUACUCGGAUUUUCUGCCACAUCCCCCUUUUUCACAUAAUUAUAGGGGAAGACGAGUACAUGUCAAUAAUGCCGUUUCGUCAGUAGCGCGCUUUGACAAUUUUCUUAUGCCAUGAGUGGGAUCCCGAAAUGAAAGUUAUUGCAAGAAUUGUGACCUAAUGAUAUUCCUUAAUUGUAAUCAAAAUCUAAACUUGAAACAUGACGGAGAAGGACGGAAGGUUAGGUUUUGUCUAUUCUAAAAGCAACCUCGAUGACAAGGCAAGACUUUAUCUAUGCUAAGAGUAUCCCAUCACAAAUGCGAAAAUUAUGGAACAGGUGAAUAAAGACCAUCGAUGACAAUUAAAACGAAAAAAGGAAGUUAUCAGCUGGUCGCUGCAAUAUGUUCGAAGUUUUUGGAAUUUGUUAAUAUUCUCCAUAUAACCAAUCAAAACAUGGGAUAAAUCUCAAAUAAAGGCAAUGGAAUUCGAAAUAAGUGGUUUUUAUAGAAGCCAAAAAUUUUGGGCAGUGGGGGCCUGGGAGGAAGGAAAUUUGUGUGCUAGCGCAGAGUAAGGAAGUUUACUACGAAAUCAUCGACGAGCUCCAUUGAAGGCACUCUAAUAAGUUCCUCGGGAUAAUAGUUUGACAUGGUUAGGAAUUUUUUAUGGUAGACGUCAGCUGUGAAAAUGAAGCUUUCCUAAAUAAAUUCCUCAAUAAGUAAAAUUCAACCUGGCACUCGAAAUUUUCGAACUUCCAAAAGAAGAAAAUCAAAUGACCCAUCUAAAUGUAAAACGCUGAAGAAAACGGGGAAAGUUAGCAAUUGGUCGCCGCAGCUGGCAGCAUGUUGGUCAACAUUGAGCAUUCAUACCACCUCGUUGCUGCAAAUAAGCUGAGAGAACGUAAAUUAGUAAUCAAGUGAAAUUAAAGCCGUUCCGGAGUCUUUUCUGUGUU
Molecule: messenger RNA, 6357 nt
Organism: Cylas formicarius (sweet potato weevil)
Lineage: Eukaryota; Metazoa; Arthropoda; Insecta; Coleoptera; Brentidae
Product: odorant receptor 30a-like
Exons: 6
Coding region: 30-1283 (417 amino acids)
Biological process (GO): sensory perception of smell; detection of chemical stimulus involved in sensory perception of smell
Cellular component (GO): plasma membrane
Molecular function (GO): olfactory receptor activity; odorant binding
Source: RefSeq, a predicted model, not a curated record